Clupea harengus (Atlantic herring) is the source of this 986-nucleotide messenger RNA. RefSeq names its product GTP cyclohydrolase 2 (gene gch2). Lineage: Eukaryota; Metazoa; Chordata; Actinopteri; Clupeiformes; Clupeidae. Gene Ontology annotation, cellular component: cytoplasm. Gene Ontology annotation, molecular function: zinc ion binding; GTP binding; GTP cyclohydrolase I activity. The record is from RefSeq and is a predicted model, not a curated record. Gene Ontology annotation, biological process: tetrahydrofolate biosynthetic process; tetrahydrobiopterin biosynthetic process.
UGAAGUAAAUCUGUUGCUUGCUGUACCUGGGUACAAUUACUAUCGAGCUUCACAGUAUCGAGUGCUAUUUUGACCGGGAAAACAUCAGAUCUUAAGAUAUUUCAUCAAUAAGCUAUUUAAAGCUAAAUCUUUCAAAUCUUGUUUAAAGAAGGUUAGCAUACAAAUUUGAAACCAAAAACUCGCAUAAUUUAGCUGUUCUUGUUAGAAAUGGAUUAUCAGAAAGUUAAAGCGAUGAGCAGCUUGUGUAACGACGAGAUAGUGUCAGAGUUAAAAUGCAGGAACGGAUUCGCAGAGUUGUCUAUUGAGACCAAGAAAGCGGCUGUCCAGCGCGUUAAUGAGACCUCCCGCAAAGAGGCGGAGGACGAGUCUCGAUUGCCCGUCUUGGAAGCAGCGUACAUGACCAUCCUCCAGGGACUGGGGGAGAACACCGACCGCCAGGGUCUUUUACGUACUCCACUUCGUGCCGCAAAAGCCAUGCAGUUCUUGACCAAGGGAUACCACGAAACUGUCUACGAUAUUCUGAAUGAUGCCAUUUUUGAUGAGGACCAUGAAGAGCUGGUGAUAGUGAAAGACAUUGACGUGUUUUCUCUCUGUGAGCAUCACCUGGUGCCCUUCUUUGGAAAGGUACACAUUGGAUAUCUGCCAAACAAGAAGGUGGUUGGCCUGAGCAAGCUUGCAAGGAUUGUUGAGAUCUACAGCCGCAGACUUCAAGUUCAGGAACGCCUGACCAAACAAAUCGCCACGGCAAUCUCCGAGGCCCUGCAGCCGGCCGGUGUAGCAGUGGUCAUCGAGGCAACGCACAUGUGCAUGGUCAUGAGGGGAGUUCAGAAGAUGAACAGCCGCACAGUCACCAGCGCCAUGCUGGGGUCGUUCCGCGAAGACCCCAAGACACGGGAGGAGUUCUUGGCUUUGACAAAGAAUGCCAUGAAACUGAAAACAUAAGUACGACACACACACACACACACACACACACACACACACACACA